Messenger RNA from Megalops cyprinoides (Indo-Pacific tarpon), 2592 nucleotides. It is a transcript of the gene gnl2, whose product is annotated as guanine nucleotide binding protein-like 2 (nucleolar). The coding region runs from base 123 to 2309 and encodes 728 amino acids. The record is from RefSeq and is a predicted model, not a curated record. Gene Ontology annotation, cellular component: nucleolus. The transcript is spliced from 16 exons. NCBI's taxonomy places the organism in Eukaryota, Metazoa, Chordata, Actinopteri, Elopiformes, Megalopidae. Gene Ontology annotation, molecular function: GTP binding.
GGUUUAUGCGGCACUGUACACUAACACGUGGAUGUUGAAGAAGAAGCAGAAUUGCUGAAAUUAAUAUUGAAAAUCAGUUUCUCCCACGUUUCUCGAUCUCUGUGUAGACCCAGUCCGUCAAAAUGGUGAAGCCACGGUUUAAGGGGAAAAGUACGAUAAAUCCCUCGUCCUCCAGCUCUAACCCAGAUCGACCGAAGGGGGCUGGAGGGAACAAUAUGCGGGACCGGGCGACCAUCAAACGUCUGAACAUGUACAGACAGAAACAGCGCUGUAACAGCCGAGGGAAGGUGGUCAAACCUUUGCAGUACCAGUCAACUGUGGCCCCGGGGACGGUGGCGAGGGUGGAGCCCAACAUCAAGUGGUUUGCCAACACCCGCGUGAUCAAGCAGUCGUCUCUGCAGAAGUUCCAGGAGGAGAUGGGCGCUGUGGUGAAGGACCCGUACCGCGUGGUGAUGCGGCAGAGCAAGCUGCCCAUGUCCCUCCUGCACGACAGAGUCAAGGCCCACAACUCGAAGGUGCACAUCCUGGACACAGAGACGUUCGAGACCACGUUCGGGCCCAAGGCGCAGAGGAAGAGGCCCAACCUCAGCGCGGGGGACAUGAGGGACCUGGCGGAGAGGGCUGAGGCCGACGCCCAGAGCUACAGCGCCGACCGGGACCGUGACCUGGUGACCGAGGACAGCGGUGUGCGGGAUGAGGCCCGGGAGGAGAUCUUCAAGAAGGGCCAGUCUAAGCGGAUCUGGGGAGAGCUCUAUAAGGUUAUCGACUCCUCGGACGUGAUCAUCCAGGUGCUGGAUGCUCGAGACCCGAUGGGCACGCGCUCCCAGAGUAUCGAGGCCUACCUGAAGAAGGAGAAGCCCUGGAAGCACCUCAUCUUCGUGCUCAACAAGUGUGACCUCAUACCCACCUGGGUCACAAAGCGCUGGGUGGCCGUGCUGUCCCAGGAGUACCCCACCCUGGCCUUCCACGCCAGCCUCACCAACUCCUUCGGCAAGGGCUCCCUGAUUCAGCUCCUGCGCCAGUUUGGAAAGCUUCACACUGACAAGAAGCAGAUCAGCGUGGGCUUCAUCGGGUACCCCAACGUGGGCAAGAGCUCCAUCAUCAACACCCUGCGGUCCAAAAAGGUCUGCAAUGUGGCCCCCCUCGCAGGGGAGACCAAGGUGUGGCAGUACAUCACACUGAUGCGACGGAUUUUCUUGAUUGACUGUCCUGGUGUUGUCUACCCCUCUGAUGACAGCGAGACCGACAUCGUCCUGAAAGGAGUGGUCCAAGUGGAGAAGAUCAAGAACCCGGAGGAGCACAUCGGAGCGGUCCUGGAACGGGCCAAGCCGGAGUACAUCCGGAAAACCUACCGCGUACCGGCCUGGACCUCGGCCGAGGACUUCCUGGAAAAGCUGGCAUUCCGUACGGGAAAACUCCUAAAGGGGGGCGAGCCUGACCUCCCCACCGUCUCCAAAAUGGUGCUGAACGACUGGCAGAGAGGACGCAUCCCCUUCUUCGUCAAGCCCCCGGUCACCGAGACGGAUGAGGAGCGGCAGGGGAGGCUGGAGGCAGCAGCGGUGACACAGGAAGCAGGCCACGCCCUCUGUGACGGAAAGCCGGAGGAGCUGAGGGACGAGGUGGCUGGCCUGGACGAAGAGAAGGCCGACCAGCUCAGGCAGAAGGAUGAGCAAGUGCAGAAAAUCCUCACCAACGUAAGGCAGAACUUCGGUAAAAUCAACGUAGCACCCGAGUUCACGGACGAGGACCUGGUGCCCGUGGAGGUGUCAGACAUCUCUGACCUUUCGGGGUCCGAAGAAGAGGAGGAGCAAGAUGAGGGGAAUGAAGAGGAAGAGGAGGAGGUGGAGGAGGAAGAGCAAAAAGGAGACGAGCCAGAGUCCCCGUCGGCUCCCCCCUCCACGGCCGAGGGCAAAAGUUCACGCGAGGUUAUCCAGGCCUUGGAUGAGAAGAUCGCCAAGUACAAGCAGUUCCUGGACCGUGCCAAGUCCAAGAGAUUCUCUGCCAUCCGAAUUCCCAAGGCUCUCUCUGAGAAGAUGUGCGCACAAACAGAGAAAAAGCAGCCGGCAUCCACACAACCACAAACAAAAGCGAUCACAGAGACCGGCAGGAAGAGGAAGGCUGAAGACGAUGACGAACAGGAGCCUCAGACCAAACUAACAUCAAAACAGAGGAGAAGACUGGAGCGAGCCCAGAGGGUGAAGAAGGUGGGGGUGCGCUAUUACGAAACGCACAAUGUCAAAAACAAGAACAAGAACAGAAAGAAGCCCAGGGGUGGCGACGGCAAGAAGACAAUGAAGUCCAAGCGCUAACCGGGAGGCCAGCGGCUGCCUGAAACAGAUUGUCCUUCCAGUGGCCUUUUCGGCUAUGACACACUGCACGUUAUGUCUGCAGACGUGACUGGUAAUUUAUGAAGUGAACUGUACAAUGCCUUAACAACCGAGAGUGUUCAGGGACGGAGUGACUGGAUGAGAUGGUGUUUAUGUGUCUGGAAGUAUUCACAGUAAUAAUGAUUGUUAAUAAUAUUCCAAAUGAAUGGGUAUGUGUGGACAUGAACUCAACAAUGCAACUCGUACAAUAAAAAUAAUGACCACA